Molecule: messenger RNA, 957 nt
Organism: Laccaria bicolor S238N-H82
Lineage: Eukaryota; Fungi; Basidiomycota; Agaricomycetes; Agaricales; Hydnangiaceae
Exons: 6
Coding region: 1-843 (280 amino acids)
Biological process (GO): dephosphorylation
Molecular function (GO): phosphoprotein phosphatase activity
Source: RefSeq, a predicted model, not a curated record
AUGCACGACCUCGACCCGCUCGACCCCGCAUACGUUGCGGAUGUUCUUUCACGGCCUCCCUUCGUCUCAAUUCCCGGCGUAAUAAACGUUCGGGACCUUGGUUCCUACCCCUCAGCAACAUAUUCUGGAAGAAUAACAAAGCCAGAGUAUCUGUACCGAUCCGCAGAGCUCUCUGGAAUCACUCCAGAGGGGAAAGCCAAGUUACAGGAAAUCGGUGUCUCUAAAGUCUUUGACUUACGAUCCGACACUGAAAUCCGAAAGUAUAACACUCCGCUUCCCGUGAUCGAUGGCGUAGAGAUCUUGCAUACACCCGUCUUCCAAACUGCAGACUACAGCCCAGAGAUGAUGGCUAAGAGAUAUCAAUUAUACGCAAGUGGUAAAACAGAGGCCUUCAUGGAGCUAUACUCUCAAAUAUUAGAUCAUGGUGGCCACUCGUUCGGCGCCAUCCUUCGUCAUGUAAGAGAUAAGCCCACGGAGCCCUGUCUCUUCCAUUGUACAGCCGGGAAAGAUCGAACUGGACUUAUAGCCGCCAUUUUGCUCAAGCUCGCAGGCGUGGACGAUGAAGCUGUCUCUCGUGAUUAUGCCCUUACUCGUGUUGGCCGGGAGCCUGCCCGCGAAAUGAUAAUGGCACGUCUGGCCAAAGAGCCGUUAUUUGCCUCGAACAACGAGGCUGCCCUCAACAUGUUUACUUGCCGUCACGAGACAAUGAUGGCUUUCCUCGAGCUGCUGGAAAGUAAAUACGGCGGAGCAGAAGGAUACAUCAAGCAUUACGUUGGGCUCUCUGAGCACGACAUCAACACUAUUCGGAAUAAUAUCCUGGUUCCUGGUGAUUCGCGGUUAUAGACGAUGUCAACGACAAUUAGACGGGAUGUCUUCCAACGGAUGGCCGACAGUCAUAGUUCGAACGAUUAGUGUAGAAUACUAUUCAUGGUAAAGAAUGUCAUUAUCAUCAUCAUC